Vigna angularis (adzuki bean) is the source of this 1515-nucleotide messenger RNA. RefSeq names its product frataxin, mitochondrial. Gene Ontology annotation, molecular function: ferrous iron binding; 2 iron, 2 sulfur cluster binding; ferroxidase activity. Gene Ontology annotation, biological process: iron incorporation into metallo-sulfur cluster; intracellular iron ion homeostasis. The record is from RefSeq and is a predicted model, not a curated record. Bases 376 to 954 code for a protein of 192 amino acids. The transcript is spliced from 7 exons. NCBI's taxonomy places the organism in Eukaryota, Viridiplantae, Streptophyta, Magnoliopsida, Fabales, Fabaceae. Gene Ontology annotation, cellular component: mitochondrion.
UCACUUCGUUUAGGUUCAUCAAACUCACUUGUUCCUAGAUUUCACUUGUUAUUUGCUCUCAAAUUUCUCUUCAUGCUAUUUGAAUUCGCGUUGUCCCAAACCUGCAUUGCAUUCAUCAAUCAAACCUGAUCGGUUUUAGUGAAGCAAGUAGUUAUCUUUUUCGUCAUUGUUCGUCGGUCAAGGUUCAUCAUGUGCGGUUGCCGGUAAGGGUUCAAGAAACCAGUGCGCAAGCCCUGUCUCCUUCAAGAAAUCAGUAUGCUCGUUCUGGUCAUAAAUAGUAGUCUACAGGUGUACCAUUUUAUUUAGACUUCACCCUUGCCAAAUCCCUAAAGCUAAACAUACCUAUACUCACCCAUAGCUGAGGUGAAAAAAGCUAUGACCUCAAAGUUGGUUUUGCAGAGAAGGCUCCUCAGGUUUUUGCAACUGUUAGCGCCUUCUUCAUCUUCUUCCACUCAUGUGGUCCCAUUCCUUUCUGUAAAAGCUUCAGAAUGCACGUCCCUCUGCAGGAAAAAUAGCCUUCUCCCCUCUCACUCAUCUUAUUCAAGAAAUUUGUGCUCUGACAGUUUUAAUCUUGAUGAAUCUCAAGCCCCCCUGACUGUUGAUUACCGUUCUCUACUGGAUGAGAGUGAAUUCCAUAGACUGGCUGAUUCCACAAUACAUAGCGUACAAGAGAAAUUAGAGGACUAUGGAGACUUAGUUGAAGUUGAUGGAUUUGACAUAGAUUAUGGGAAUGAUGUUUUGACUGUAAAACUUGGCGAUUGUGGCACCUAUGUAUUGAACAAACAAACACCAAAUCGACAACUUUGGCUGUCUUCUCCACUGAGUGGUCCGUCAAGGUUUGAUUGGGAUCGGGAUACCAAGGCUUGGAUUUAUAGACGGAACAAAGCAAACUUGUACAAAAUCUUGGAAGGUGAGUUGGAGCAGUUAUGUGGCAAAGCUAUCGUUCUUUCCUAAACUGUUGAAAAGGUGCCGCCAAAUCUUGAUUUUUUAUGUAGAAGACAGAAGUUAAUAAUGAUUGUAUCUUCUAAAUAAUCAGCAGAAAAUAGUAGUAAUUAACAAAUUCUUCUUUGAAGUUAUACUACCUUUUCAGUUUAUUUCUUGUAAGGAUUAUUGUUGCAUUGGGCAUUGUGGUAAGUUAUCCUACCAUUUUGGCUUCCAGUUUUGGAGGUUUAAGGAAUACUAGGCGUGCAUGAUAAAAAUGCUGAGAUGAGAAAUGGAGAAAAGGUUUCCGACAAAAUACAAAAGCUUUUAGCACUUGUUCGCCCAAACUAUGCUGUGCUGGGCAAUGUUUCACCAGUAAUUUGUUGAUUAGUUAGGAGAAAAUCACUGUCAUUUUAAUUAUAAUUAUUCUGUUUGUAAUAUUCUUUUUUUCUGGAAUAAAUUGGGUUGCACAAUGAUAUUUAUUCUCUAGUGUUUGAUUUUGUUUUAAAUGCUCUUCAAAGCAUAAAGUGUCACCAAAUUACUAGUUAUCACAGGAACUACAUCUUCAUGAAUAAAAGUAUAUUUGAAGAAAAA